CAUGAUCAAUUAUACACUUCUGCAAUCAAUAACUUGUGAUAAGUGUCCUGAUAAUUGUCUGGAAUGUGACGUUGUCAACUCCAAACUGAUCUGUAAAGAUGGAAAAUGCAGUCCAAAAUACGUUAGAAAUUCUGAUAAACUAUGCUCAAAGUGCCCUGAUAAUUGUGUGGAUUGCACCUGGAAUUGGGCUAAAGCGAGAACAGAAUGCAGAGGAACGGCGUCGACUCAUUUCUGUAUCGAGAGAGAGAAUGGAAGAUCUUGGGGACUUAAGAAUGAUGGAACAUGCGUACCUUGUCCAACCAACUGCAAUAAAUGCUAUUUUGAAGAUGAUUCCUCUCCAAUUCCAGUUUGCUAUCCUUCAAUGUGUCAAAAGAAGUUUACUUUUGACGAUGAGACUGGAACUUGUGUUCAGUGUCCAAAUGGUUGCGACUACUGCAAGAAAAGGUCAACAGGGUUAACGUGUCUAGCAUGCAGCGAAAAUUUUGCACCGAAGUAUGGAACUUUAUCAACAAUUGAGUCUUGUGAAGCCUGUUCAAUUGCAAAUUGCGAUUAUUGCGAAAUAGUAUCGAAUGCAGUUCAAUGUAUGAGAUCUCCGUGUGGUAAUAAAUCUCCCAAUUCCAACAGUAAAAUGUUCUCUUUCACAAGUGGAACUUGCUCAGAAUCUUGCAAAGAUAAUACCUUAUGUACUUCCGGUUCUAUAGUUGAUGAGAAUGGAUCGUGUUUUUGUAGAUCGUGUUCAGAAGGAAGUACAUUAAUCCUUUUUGGCCCAAAUGCUGGAGUUUGCAAAAAUUGUGGACUGAAUUGUGCUGAUUGUCAAUUGAACAGUGAUAAAACUGAUGUGGAAUGCAAAACGUGUAUUGGCAGUACCCAAUGGGUUGAUAUUGAAAUAGGAGGAACCUUAUCAAGAGGAUGCUACGAUUGCGGAGAGGCGAGACUUCAAUGCAAAAGAUUCGAAAGAUUCGGAUCAUCUCCAGAUUACAAAUGUAGAUGUAAGGCUAAUGAAUGUAUUGGAGACCAAACAAAUUCUACAGAAUAUACAGUUUUCCAAGAAUCUAAUACUCCAUCUACACCAUUUCAGAAGUGUAAAGCCUGCUCAGAGGAAUUUCCAAAUGCUGUACAGUGUACUAAAGUGAGUGGAUCAACACCUACACCUGGUGUAAAAGUUUGUCAAAGUGGUUACGAGAAAGAUACUGGUGUUAUACCAACAACUUGUCAAAAGAUUGGAGAAUGGUGUGUUACUUGGUCCCUUCCUAAUAGCGUAUCCACUCAAGAAGUUACAUGUACUAAAUGUGCAAAUGGUGCAUUUUUAAAUAGUACAAAAUGCCAACCUUGCCCUGAUAGAUGUAGUGAGUGUAUUAUGAUUGAUCUUGUUCUCGUCUGUCUUGCCUGCUCCAACGGAAAUUCUGGAAUGGAUUGCGCAUCUCCGUCAAACGUUUGCGAUUCAGCAUCAAUAGACUUUUGCGAAGAAAAAUGGAAUAUGGCUCCUAGCGGAAGUACACCGAACUGCUAUUGUUCAAAAUGCCUUCCUACUUAUGCUGCUAAUAAUUUUUAUUCUUAUAAGGUGUUAAAUGUUGGAAGUUGUACUGCAUUUCCUUUUGAUAAAAGUGUUGUAGGUUGUUACCAGAUGGCAACGCUAACUGACACUCUUAAAUGUGCCAAAUGCUUAAAUUCCUUUGUUUUGACAGCUAUGGGAAGCUGUCUUCCAGCAAUAUCUUCUUGUAAAGAUGGAUUCAGUUAUGCAUUUAAUAACGUUAAUGCAUCUUGUAAUGUACUUCUUCCACAUCAUGUGAAAUCAGGAGAUAUAUAUCCGGUUCCAUUGUCAAAUCAAGGAGGUCAGCAAUGUCAAGGAUACUUUGCAAAAUCUGGAACAUUUUCUCCUAGCUUGGCUAGAUGUUCUGGCUGUACAACUGGAUAUAUUUUGGAUACUUCAAAUCCAGAAAAGUACGAAUGUGUCGCCUGCAACGGGAUAAGCUUGUUAAAUUGUAAAUUUGCAGUAGUUUCUGAUGGUACAUGCCUUUGUGGUAGAUGCAGUGAAGCAGGAGAAGGGAAACAUUACCUUAAACAUCCGAUUGAUCCGGGAUGCGUAGAAAUUGCAGAUAUAGCAAAUUGUAAUGCAUACACAAUGAAACUGAACGAAGGAGUGUAUAUUGCAGUAUGUUCAGAAUGUUCUGCAGGUCAAAUUGUCGCCAAAAAUGGUCUUUCUUGUUUACAAUGUGGAACUUGCAAUGGUGGAAUAAACAAAUUAAAUUCGGUUGGUGAUGCUUGCGAAUGUACUUGUCCAUUAACUGGGUCAAUAAUAAAUUCUGAUUUAAACGCCUGCAUUGAUUGUUCAUCAGAUAAAAUUGCAAAUUGUACAGAAUUCAUGCUAGUCAAUGACAUUUGUAAAUGUUCUCAGUGUGCACAGAAUUAUAUAAUCAAAGAUGAUACGGAAUGUAUUGAUUGUGAAAGCGGAGAAGGUGGGGCUAAAUGUAUUGAAUGCAAUUUGGCGGCUGGAUCGUCAAUCGUUUCAAGUUGUACAAAAUGCGCUUCUGGUUGGGCUUUAGAGCCCGCUUCUUCGUCAACUAAGCCAAAAUGUUAUCAAUGUCAGGAUGGAUGUGAAAAGUGUACAGUUGAUGUAUCUUCCACAACUCCUAGUACAAUUAACAGAUGCCUUCAAUGUACAGCAAACUAUGCUCUUAACAAUGCUGGAGAGUGUAUAAAAUGUCCAUUAAACUGCAAUGAAUGCAGGAUUGACCCCACUAAUCAGAAUAGCGUUAUUUGCUUAUCAUUUGGAUGUGCAUCGUCACGAGCUCUAAAAGAUUCCGAUUUCAGUUGCGAAUUAUGCUCAAUUACCAAUUGCGCAAUAUGCGUACAGCAAAUUAAUGACUCAUUUACGUGUUUGCAGUGUAGUAGCGGCUAUUAUAAAGACAACAGUGGAAAUUGUCAAGCGUGCGUUGAAGGUUGCAGUUUCUGUUUGAAUGGUGAAACUUGUAUACCCAAUGGCUGCACAGAAGGAUUCAUUAGACACAGAACAGAGGGAACUUGUUUGCCCUGUACUGGAGCUGGCGUUGCAAGGUGUUCUUUUGAAGCCGCUGAUUCCGAGAUACUUGUUCCGGAAGUGUGUAAAUCUGGCAAUACGUUAACUAAAUCUUCUGGUGGUAGCCUAUUGUGUGAAAGAUGCGAUCUAAACUGUAAAAAGUGCGAUGUGAACGGGCUUACUAAAUGCGACGAAGGGCAGUGUAACACUGGCUAUUUUUAUGAUCCAACUGAUAAGGUAUGUUAUCAGAAUAAAUAUGGAUGUUUACAGUCAAAAAGAUGGAAUGGAGAGACAAUCUGUUCUGCCUGCGAUACUGCAAUAUCUGUUUUAUCGAAUGGCAAAUGUAAAAACUGUCCAACUGGUUGUUCCGGUUGUACUUUUGAUAUGACUUCUGCUAAAUUUUCAUGCGCUUCAUGUAAAGAUGAAUACUAUAGAACAGCUAAUAAUCUUUGCGCUGCUUGUCCAACUGGAUGUAACACUUGCUUAUCAAAAGAAGGAAGUGUUCAAUGUACUUCUUGCAAAUCAAAUUAUGGGCUGAAUGGAGAACAAUGCGAACCAUGCAAUACAGACAAUUGUGAAAAUUGUCAAACUUCUUCCGGAAGCGGAAGUAGUUCGGUAGAGUGUACAUUUUGUGCAAAAAAGUAUUACAUAAACUCUGAAAGUUGCGGACAAUGUCCAAACCUAUGUCAAGAGUGCUCUUACAAUGGCAAAUACGAAUGUUUAAUAUGUCAAGAAGGAACUGGAAGGUCACCAGACGGAACUUGUAUUCCUUGCCCGGCAACCUGCCAAUCGUGUGCCGUGAAUUCCGAUAGGACUAUUAGAUGUAUUAAAUGCAAAUCAAAUGAAUACUCUCUUCAACCUGACGGAAGAUGUAGGCCCUGUUCAGAAGUAACAUUUGCUAAUUGCGCAACAUGCAGUUCUAACCCAUUCAAGGCCAAGGUUAGUUGCUACUCAUGCAAUGCUGGCUAUUCUCUACAAAAUGAUGGAGAGGGUUGCAUCGACUGUUCCAUAGCUAAAUGUGACAAAUGUAUCCAUGGUAACAUUUGUUUGGAAUGUAAAUCAGGAUUCCAGUUGACCAAUCAUAAUACGGAGUGUGCUCAAAAAUGCUACGAAUGCAAAGGAAAUGAAGCUGAUUGCGGAAAUGACGUUUCAAAUUUAAAGAAUAGCACCAGUAAUUUAAAGGUUGUAGAUUGUUCCAUUGGAGAUUGUUGGGCCUAUAGAAUGGAAAGUCUUGGACAAGUAACAUUUGCUAGAGGAUGCUCAAAUGAAACUUGCACUUCCGCAACGACAAAUGAAAAUUGCAAGACAAUUAACGAAAAGAAAGAAUGUGUUAAAUGCUGUAGUGGAGAUCGAUGUAAUACCUGGGCAUUAGACGGGAAAGCAGGAGCCGAAAGAAUAGCCAAUAUCCCUUACUUCAUCUUUUUAUUAAUUCUCAUAAAUAUUCUAACAACGGGAUUAAGAAUAUAA
Dimorphilus gyrociliatus is the source of this 4483-nucleotide messenger RNA. NCBI's taxonomy places the organism in Eukaryota, Metazoa, Annelida, Polychaeta, Dinophilidae. The record is from the annotation of a GenBank genome assembly.